Coffea arabica (coffee) is the source of this 2573-nucleotide messenger RNA. NCBI's taxonomy places the organism in Eukaryota, Viridiplantae, Streptophyta, Magnoliopsida, Gentianales, Rubiaceae. The record is from RefSeq and is a predicted model, not a curated record.
GAAGAGAUGAUGCUCAAGUCCGCGCGAGCAAAAUCCAAAAAUUACGAGGACCGGCAUUGUGCCGCCUCCAGCGAAGAAGAGGAUCUCGCGAAUUGUUUGGUGAUGUUGUCAAACGAAUCAUUUGUUCAGUCGGAUAAGGAGCAGGAAAACACGGACAAACACGUGGAAAAAGGUACGUUCCAGUGCAAAGCUUGUAAGAAAGUGUUCAAUUCCCACCAAGCACUGGGGGGACAUAGAGCCAGUCAUAAGAAGGUGAAAGGUUGUUAUGCUGCCAGAUUCAACUGCAGCACCAACCUCAAUGAUCAGGAUAAUGACAAUAAUUACGAAGAUGCCUUCUACCAACACGAGGAACAUUUGGCUCCGUCAGAAAAUUCUUCAGAGCCAGGGCUUGAUCUUGAUUUCUCACCUCAUCAUGAUCACCUUCCAAAAAAUACUACAUUGUCAAAAAGGAAGUCCAAAGCUCAUCAAUGUUCGAUUUGUCAGAGGGUGUUUUCAUCAGGACAAGCCUUAGGUGGGCACAAAAGAUGUCACUGGCUAACCUCAAACUUACCUGAUAAUACUAUCAUACAGAACUUACGUGAGCUCCAAUUUGAUAGCCAACAACUAUUCAAGAAGCCUAUGCUCACAAAACCCGAGCCACUGCCUCUUGAUCUCAAUUUCCCUCCAUUGCUGAACAAUGCGGUUGAUAAUCUGCACAUGAACUCAGCUGAUGAUCCCCUCAAUCACGAAGCCCCAGCUAGAAUUUUUCUCCAACUGUGGGGUAACGAAGAGGCUGACAACAGUACUAGUAAUAAUAAUCAUCAGCAGAACUAUACUACUAAAAGCGUGGUUCGUGGUUCAUUGCAUGAUGAGGACGAAAGUGCUAAAGAAGAUGGUUAUAGAACGGAGCAGACUGCAAAACUGAGUAAUCUGAAAGAUAUGAAUUUGGAUGGAGGGUCUUCUCGGUGGUUACAGGGGGCCUCCCUCCCUACUGUCAUAUCCAGAUUACAAGAAAACCUCUUCAAUCUUUGGCGUUGUUGUGCGGUGAAAAAAGCCAAAAAAAAAAAAAGAAAAAUGGUGAGACCGGAGAGACACAAAUGUAAGCUUUGUUCAAGGAGUUUUCCGAGUGGAAGAGCUUUGGGUGGUCAUAUGAGGUCCCAUUUGGCCAACUUGCCGCUUCCUCCCAAGACACCGCAAAAACAGGAAGCCAGCAGCCAGCUCCCACCACAGCCCGGUGGUGACGCCUCAACCGAGUCAACAACUUCAUCUGAUUGUUCUUUGUCAGAGGAGGAAGUAGUAGUAGUACAAGUGAAGGAAUGUGCAGCUGAAGAUAAAGGGCUGGUUUAUGGACUCAGAGAGAAUCCCAAGAAGAGCUUCAGGAUGGUAGAUCCUCAGUUCUUGGAUGGUGGUUCGGUGGUUGUUCAAGACAGAGGAAGCGAGACCGAGUCAACUAGGAAACCAACUCGGCAAAGAUCCAAGCGAACUCGGAGAAUGCUUGUGUCUGCUGCUAAACAAGAAGGAGCUGAUGAGGCACUGAUUAAGGAGAAGAAAAUGAUGAAGACAACUGAGUCAUUGUUGGAGUUGGAACAACCGGUGAGUUCGGUCUCUGACACUUCACCAGAAGAAGAUCUUGCUUUAUGUUUGAUAAUGCUUUCUAGAGAUGUUUGGAGGAGGACUAGUACAACAACAACAACUACUACUACUACUACUACUUCAUAUGACUCCGCAGAAGAGUUGAAACUCGUGAAUAGUAGUACUAAAAGGAGGCACAAGAAGCAGAAGAAGAUCAAGAUUAAUAAUAAUGAUUCUUCAUCUGAUCAAGAAGGCGAGUCCUCAGAGGAAUUAGAAUUACCAAGAAAUGGUGUUAGUAGAAGUUGUAGCAUUAAAAAUGUGACGGUGGACAAAAAAGUGCAUGAGUGCCCAUUUUGUGGCAAAGUUUAUGGGUCAGGUCAAGCUCUCGGUGGCCACAAAAGAUCACACUUUUUGGGUUCAUCAACAACAUUAACAACUACAGCUACAGCAGCCACAGCGGCUGAGAGCUUGUUACUGGAAUCGUCAUCAAAUGCUGCUAAAUCUCAGCAAGGUACGUUGUUAAUGAUAGAUCUUAACUUGCCAGCUCCAAUGGAAGAUGAAGACAUUGACGAUGAUCAUCCUCAUGAAAGUGAAGACUUUAAUUUGCAUCAUAGAAGAGGCUUCUGCAGUUUCAGAUGCUGAUUUCACCAAUCCCAUCAACCAUUGACAAUCAACAAAUUUUAGAGAGCCUAUCAGUAUUCCUCCUUUGCUUUUUUAUUUUUAUUUUUUAAAAGCAUUUCCUAUUUUUGAGUUUCUUUGUGGCAAUAUGGUCGAUUCAGUUUUUAUCUAUUUGUAGGAAUGCAUUAACUUCAAAUUGCCAAUGUAAGCUUACUCUCCCUAGUAUCCUUCCAUUGGUAGUUGCAAACGUGCAAUACAUUGCUUUGUUUCGAUAUCUUCACAAGAAAUGUGCAGUUAGUCGCUGUAACUACUGGUGCGCCUGUGGGGCGCACCAGCUAGCUAGUGGGGUUACAGGAGAGCAAGAAAGACUUUGCAUUAUUCUACUGGUGAUUAAUUUCUAUACA